AUCGUCAGCGCUGUGGACGAGAGCCCCGAGUGCGUCACCAUCUCGGACCCGCGCGUGGCAGGCCACCCUCUCAUCUACGUCAACCAGGCCUUCUGUCGGACGGUCGGCUACAGCAGGUCAGAAGUGCUCGGGCGGAACUGCCGCUUCCUCCAGGGCCCCGAGACGGAGGUGGGCGCCGUGGCGGCCAUCGUUGGUGCAAUCCGCAGCGGCGCAGAUUGCAGCGUCCGGAUCACCAACUACAAGCGCAGUGGCGAGACCUUCCUCAACCUGCUCUGCUUGCGCGCCGUCACCGACGCAGAGGGCGCCGCGAGGUUCUACAUUGGCGUGAUGCAAGAGAUCCGGGCUGGCCAACGUGAUCUCGAGCUGCUGCUCGCGGUGCGAGAGCUGAGCGCGCAGCCCGCAGACGCGCAGGCGGCCCAGGCGCGCGAGCUGGCCGACGCGUUCAUGCCGGGCUUCGAGGGCGCCUCGCCAGCGGAGCUGGUUGAUCAACUCCUGCAGGCAGCCGGCGAAACGGCCGAGGCCUUCGCAAGGGAGUGGAUUCCCUCCUUCUUGUGCUCGCCAUCCAGCGACGCGGUGGUACGGCGGCUGCCGGUGGGGUGCGAGCGUCCCUUUGGCAGCGCGUCCCACCUGCUCUGGGACCAGUACCGCGUGGAGCCUGCGGCGUCUGGCUGGCUCUACUCCAUCGUCAGCGCUGUGGACGAGAGCCCCGAGUGCGUCACCAUCUCGGACCCGCGCGUGGCAGGCCACCCUCUCAUCUACGUCAACCAGGCCUUCUGUCGGACGGUCGGCUACAGCAGGUCAGAAGUGCUCGGGCGGAACUGCCGCUUCCUCCAGGGCCCCGAGACGGAGGUGGGCGCCGUGGCGGCCAUCGUUGGUGCAAUCCGCAGCGGCGCAGAUUGCAGCGUCCGGAUCACCAACUACAAGCGCAGUGGCGAGACCUUCCUCAACCUGCUCUGCUUGCGCGCCGUCACCGACGCAGAGGGC
Molecule: messenger RNA, 984 nt
Organism: Emiliania huxleyi CCMP1516
Lineage: Eukaryota; Haptophyta; Isochrysidales; Noelaerhabdaceae
Product: PAS domain protein
Exons: 2
Cellular component (GO): nucleus
Source: RefSeq, a predicted model, not a curated record